Molecule: messenger RNA, 1727 nt
Organism: Acomys russatus (golden spiny mouse)
Lineage: Eukaryota; Metazoa; Chordata; Mammalia; Rodentia; Muridae
Gene: Dbx2
Product: developing brain homeobox 2
Biological process (GO): regulation of transcription by RNA polymerase II
Molecular function (GO): DNA binding; DNA-binding transcription factor activity, RNA polymerase II-specific
Source: RefSeq, a predicted model, not a curated record
AUUGCCUUCAUUGUUGGUCGCAUCUGUCACUUUGUGGACAGGAUGACAUGAAUGGAUGGGCCGGACACACCUUCCGUCCCAGUAGUGAAAACCCUGCCGGGAUCUGCAGACUGCUCCCGGACGCAGCCAGAGGCGCCGCUGAGGGCUAGGGACGCACCCAGCUGCCCAGAUCAUCCUGCCUGCGCCCUGUCCCUGCGCACUCUCCUCCCCGGGCAGCGGGCACGCACCAUGCUGCCCAGCGCUGUGGCGGCCCAGGCCGGAGCCUACUGGGAUGUGGUGGCGUCCUCCGCACUCCUCGGCCUCCCCGCGCCAGGCUUUGGCAGCCUGGGCAAGAGUUUCCUGAUCGAGAACUUGCUGCGCGCAGGAGCCGGGCCCACGCACGCGCCCCCGCCUCCGCGUCCGGCGCCGGGUCCCGAGUGUCCGCAGCUGCGGUCGCUGCCUGCCAGCCCAGUGCCGCUCAAGCUGUGCCCGGCAGGGCCCUACGGUGGUGCACGGUGGGCCUUCCAGAUGCCCCCUGGCCGGGCUCCGGGGGAGCGAGACAGUGCCUUCCAGCCCUCAGCCCAAGUGCCUUCCAAACCUUUUCUUCUGAGUGCCCCGCCAUUCUACUCUGCGUGCUGCGGUGGGUCCUGCAGGAGCCCUGCCUCCCCCACAGCUUUUUCAAGAGAAGAGCAAAGGCCGCCUCUGCUGACCCAGGACUCCCAUUCCAAAGCUCGAAGGGGGAUUUUAAGAAGAGCUGUGUUCUCGGAGGACCAGAGAAAGGCUCUGGAGAAAAUGUUUCAGAAGCAGAAAUACAUCAGCAAAACAGACCGAAGGAAACUCGCUAUCAGCUUGGGACUGAAGGAAUCACAGGUGAAGAUUUGGUUCCAGAACAGAAGGAUGAAAUGGCGGAACUCCAAAGAAAAGGAAGUACUCUCCAACAGGUGCCUCCAGGAAGUGAGCCUUCAAGAAGACCAGCUGGCACGGCCAGCUGUGAGCCUUCUUCCUCAGUGCCCUUCCAUCUGGGAAGUCUCCCAGCCACACUCAAGUCCCAGCUGGCAGGAGAAUUCCCCAGAACCCACAGAAAGACUGACACAGGAGAAUUCAGGGGUGCCAGAAGCAAAUUCACUCCGAGGUGCCUUGUACUUGUGUCCUGAGAAGGAAGCUGGGGACAACGAUGGCUUCAGUAGCGCCAUGUGAAGGGCGCAUGCUCCAUGCUCAUCUAAAAGAACCGUAGCCAGUAACAUUUGGAUUAAAGCCAGUUAGAUUGUGCCUCAAAACUGCCUUAAACUAACCCUCUGGCAUGAUGGCUGAGCUGAUGCCUAAGGAGAGCCACUCUGCUGUUUUUUAUUUAGCCCUAGGCUGAGGCUGAAAGUAUAAAUGGAAUAGACCCUCCCAGAAGGUACGAUAGGACUGAAAGAAUGAGAGCCAGCAUCAGCCCCGAACGUGUUCUGAGUACAUGUAUAUAUGCGUGUCUGUGUGUAUGUAUUAAUGCUCAUUAAAUGCAUUAGAAGAAAACAGUUCUCUCCAAGUUUUACAUGGAGCAAACACACUUCUUUUUAUAUGAAGGAAAACAGAAAUAAAACCAUUGAACAAAUGUUAAUUUUUCAAAUGAUGUAAAUUUUGGGCUUCAGUGGCACACAAUUAAUUAUAUUUGUAAAAAUCCUCCUCUUCCGGCUUCUGUGGUCUCCAGCUGUAAAGGAAUUCUGGCAAGCUCAGCAGCCCUCGCCAAAUGAGCCAUGGUUAGGCAC